This is a messenger RNA of Platichthys flesus (European flounder), 3352 nucleotides long. It is a transcript of the gene gprc6a, whose product is annotated as G protein-coupled receptor, class C, group 6, member A. NCBI's taxonomy places the organism in Eukaryota, Metazoa, Chordata, Actinopteri, Pleuronectiformes, Pleuronectidae. Gene Ontology annotation, biological process: G protein-coupled receptor signaling pathway. Gene Ontology annotation, cellular component: membrane. The record is from RefSeq and is a predicted model, not a curated record. Bases 51 to 2792 code for a protein of 913 amino acids. The transcript has 6 exons. Gene Ontology annotation, molecular function: G protein-coupled receptor activity.
GAGGUGAAAAACCAGCGAGAGCUCAGACAGCGAACACAGAGGAUAGUGAUAUGGCCUGGGUUGCUCUUGUAAUCUACUUCCAUAUCACAGUUGUCCUUAUUAUUAUGGAUACAGGACAUGCCACUUUACAUUAUACCAGGAUGAUGGAAGCUACUGCUGCAGGAGAUAUCGUCAUCGCAGGACUCUUUCCCAUUAAUGAGGCUGUAGAAGAAAAAAAUAACUCUUUCACACUACAACCACAGCCAUGUAUCAGGUUUAGCGAAAGAGGCCUGAUUUUGGCUCUGGCUAUGAUCAAUGCUAUCGAGGUCAUGAAUACGUCCCCUCUGCUCAAGGCUAUGAACCUCACUCUGGGGUACCUAAUUGUGGACUCUUGCGCUGAUCCCAGCACAGCUCUGAGGCACACAGGAGACUUAAUGCAGCGGGACAACUGCUACACAGAGGGCAACACCUCUGCCUGUGGACAGCCGGUCAUGGCUGUUAUAGGUGCCUCUCACUCUGAAGUAUCCAUCGCCAUCGCCAGGCAACUGACACUCCAGAUGAUUCCUCAAAUCAGCUAUUCAUCAACUGCUGUCAUUCUGAGUGAUAAGAGCCGCUUCCCUUCGUUUUUGAGGACUGUUCCUAAUGAUGAAUUUCAGACAGCUGCCAUGGUCAAACUGCUCCACAUCCACGGCUGGAACUGGGUGGGAGUAGUUACCACAGAUGGAGAUUAUGGCCGAUCAGCUCUGGAAAGCUUCGUGUCCCAGGCCUCUGUAAAGGGGAUAUGUGUGGCUUUCAAAUCGAUUCUACCUCAGUCUGUGACCAGUCAUGAUGUCUACUCUGAAAUCCGGGUCGCUGCCACAACCAUCUUCAUCAAUCCCAAGGUGCAGGUCAUUGUGUCUUUUGCCAAGUCAACUCACAUGAGGUAUAUUUUCCAGGAGCUGAAGCAUCAGACACUGAGAGCAGGACAGAGAAUGGAGUCAAUGAGAAGAGUUUGGGUGGCCAGUGACAGCUGGUCCUCCAGCAACUCUGUGGAUGUAAACGCGACUCUGAGGGACAUAGGACACGUUGUGGGCUUCACCUUCAAGAGUGGAGAAGUGUCAUCAAUUGAGGACUACCUGAGCCGGCUGGAGGCAGCUGGACCUGAAUUUACAAGGAAUAACCCCUUCAUGAAGGAGUUCUAUUUGCAGCUAAAUGCCAGUAAAGGGUUUGAGGACACUAAGCUUAUUUCAGAAGCUGUGCAACAUCUCAGGCAACACACUCAUGCCGCCACUAUCCUUAGUGUUGAGAUGGCUGUCAGUGCCACUUCUCAGGCGGUGGCUUCUGUCUGGAGGAGCAGAGACAGCAAAUCACCAGGCACGAUGCAACCCUGGGAGCUGCUGAAACCUCUGUUAUUCCAAGAGUUUGAAUUUAGAGGAGAAAACUAUAAGUUUGACAGCAGCGGUGACAUCAACCUGGGCUACGACCUGACAAUGUGGUGCUCAGAUGGAGGAAAUAAUCAUUUCACUGAGGUUGUGGCUGAAUACCACCCAUCCACCAACGACUUCACUUACACCAAUGUGAGCACCCAGCACAUCCAGGACCUUCAGCACAUCAUCUCCAAGUGCUCCAAUAGCUGCGUCCCUGGAGAGUUCAAAAAAACUGCCGAAGGUCAACACACCUGUUGUUAUGAGUGCAUCAACUGUACCGCAAACUACUACUCGAAUAAAUCAGAUAUGGAUCAGUGUCUGAGCUGUAACAUAAGCAGAGAGUGGUCGGCCGAGGGAAGCUCCAGCUGCACCCCCAAAGUCGUGCUCUUCUUCUCCUGGCAGGACAGAUUUGCUGUGGCGCUCCUGACCUUUUCUGCCCUGGGCAUCCUCCUGGCUUUGAUGGUGUCAGCUCUGUUUUUACAUCAGCGCGACACUCCUGUAGUGAAGGCUGCCGGAGGGCCACUGAGCCACGUCAUCCUAUUCUCUCUGGUCAUCAGUUACAUCAGCGCCGUGCUGUUUGUCGGUCGGCCCAACAGUUUGCAGUGUAAGGCUCGACAGGUGCUCUUCGGUCUCAGCUUCACUCUGUGCGUCUCCUGCAUCCUGGUCAAGACCCUGCAGAUCCUGCUGGCCUUCCAGUUCAACCCUGCAGUGCAGGGGGUUCUGCGGAGGCUCUUCAAGCCGUAUGUCAUUGCCAGCCUCUGUGUGGCCUUGCAGGUGAUUGCUUGUAUCAGCUGGCUAGUCAUCAAGAGCCCAUCUCAUGAAAUCGUCCUGCAACCAACCACUAUACUGGAGAAGUGUAACGAGGGCUCAUAUGUGGCCUUCGGGGUGAUGUUGGGCUACAUAGCUUUCCUAGCGCUUGUGUGUCUCAUCUGUGCCUUCAAAGGCCGCAAACUUCCACAGUUCUACAAUGAGGCAAAGUUCAUCACCUUCAGUAUGCUGCUCUACCUUAUCUCCUGGAUGCUCUUUGUUCCAGUCUACGUUUCCACCUCAGGAGUUUACCUUUCGGCUGUGGAGAUGGUGGUCAUUCUCAUGUCCAACUACGGCAUCCUCAGCUGUCAUUUCUUACCAAAGUGCUACGUUAUCAUUUUCAGGAAGGAACAAAACACCACGAGUGCUUUCAGAAACAAUGUGUAUCAAUAUUCCAGCAAAACCUCUGAAUCUAUCUCCAUAUCUGGGAGUUCAGUGUCAGAGAAACAGUCUAUCGGUCGGGACUUCAUCUGUGCUCUGCCCCCCUCUCUACCUGCAGCUGGUUCCCUCGAAUAUGGAGUAGUGACAAUGGGAACGAGCAGCACAAGCUUACACAGAGGGCCAGCAACACAACACUUCCUCAGAAGAAGCAGCAUAUAACUGUCAUUACUCAAAAUGGGUUGUGAGGAGGGACGCAGCUAUUUAACUUUUACAUUUUUCCGGCCCGAUAGAGAAACUGAUACCUUGCCUUUGGGUAUGGGCCAAUAAACAUUAAAGAUGUUUUAUUAAUCCCCUGUAUAUGUAAUUGUGGGAAAGACACUGGAGCAUUUUUCAUGUGUAAUGCAACAACAGGCGUGGCUUGAACAUUUCUUUGCUAACUUUGCAAAACAAAAGGUAGGGUGAAAUCGGGGGAAAUAUUCCAAUAUCUGUUUUUCAAAUCAGACCAACAAAUUAUACCUUUCCCUAAUGCAGAAUAUAUAAUGGAGAUAUCAUACUCAGAGGAGACAUGGGACAUAUGGUGCUGAAAAAGAAAAUUCUGCCGGAAUUUAAUCCUCUGGGAGAGGUCACUUUGUAAUGGGACACUUGUAUUAGGUCUUUGUCACUUUGCUUUAUGCUUGUCAAUAUCAAUAUUACUUAUUUUUAAGCAUUAUAAAAAAAAGGAAAAUAAAAUAAAUGAGAAAAUGUAUAUUAUUUUAACAUGUAAACAUAAUUUUCAUAAA